Messenger RNA from Tinamus guttatus (white-throated tinamou), 1298 nucleotides. The record is from RefSeq and is a predicted model, not a curated record. NCBI's taxonomy places the organism in Eukaryota, Metazoa, Chordata, Aves, Tinamiformes, Tinamidae.
UAUGGAUCCAAGCUUACUGCGAGAGCGUGAGCUAUUCAAGAAGCGUGCCCUCUCCACACCAGCUGUAGAAAAACGGCCAGCGCCAUCUUCAGACUCAUCUUCCAAGAAGAAGAAAACAAAGGUAGAGCAAAGUGGCUCAUCAGGCUCAAAACAAGCUACAGAUCACAGCAAUGGGUCAUUUAACUUGAAAGCCCUUUCAGGAGGCUCAGGCUACAAGUUUGGAGUCCUUGCUAAAAUAGUUAAUUAUAUGAAGACUCGACACCAGCGUGGUGAUACACAUCCAUUAACCCUAGAAGAAAUUUUGGAUGAAACGCAGCAUUUAGAUAUUGGGCUGAAGCAGAAACAAUGGUUAAUGAGCGAGGCUUUAGUCAACAAUCCAAAAAUAGAAGUUGUAGAUGGAAAGUAUGCUUUCAAACCCAAAUACAACUUGAAAGACAAAAAGGCUCUGCUCAGGCUAUUGGACAAGCAUGACCAGCGAGGGCUGGGAGGAAUCCUCCUGGAAGAUAUUGAGGAAGGGCUUCCCAAUGCACAGAAAGCCAUAAAGGCUUUAGGGGACCAGAUCAUCUUUGUUAACCGCCCUGAUAAGAAGAAAAUUCUUUUCUACAACGACAAGAGCUGUCAGUUUACUGUGGAUGAAGAAUUUCAGAAGCUGUGGAGGAGCAUUCCCGUGGAUUCGAUGGAUGAGGAGAAAAUUGAAGAGUAUCUGAAACGACAGGGUAUUUCUUCUAUGCAGGAUGCUGGACCAAAGAAAAUAGCCCCUGUUCAGAAGAGGAAGAAACCUGCUUCCCAGAAGAAACGCCGAUUUAAGACUCACAACGACCACUUGGCUGGCGUAUUAAAAGAUUACUCGGAUGUCGUUGCUGGCAAGCAGUGACUGGCCGAAUUCUGGAGCAAACCUGCGUUUUUACACAGGCUUUUUGCCACUUGGGCUCAGUGUCUGCUCAUGGAAAGACUGACUGUAUAUUGUAAUGUGAUGUUUUUCCCCACCCCAGCAACUGCUGAGACAAAACAGGUCAAUUUAAAAGCAAGUAUGAACUGCGAGAUUUAGAGUUUAAUUUAAUUAGCUAAUGGGAAAUGCCUCUUUAAGGAAGAGGCUCUCACUAGUUGUCUCUUGGUUUGGAGUGAUAAAUGGUGCUCAGCAUGUAAUGCCAGAGUUCCUGGUCAGUGCUUAACUCUGCUUUUACAUUGCUUAAUGGGUAUUUACCUGGAAUUGCUUAAAAGGAGCUUUCUGGUAGAACUGAAUAGAGCAUUUGUUUUACCUAUUUUGGGAAAACCUAUCCCUUAAAGUCACUGCGGGU